AUGGUGUCGCUUUGGGGCAGCAAGAAUAAUCAGGAAGAGCAAGACGAGGAUCAAGAGAAUGGCAGACCAACUACCUCAACAUCACAGACAGAUACACCUCGACAGUCCGAAGAAGCCAACGAGCGUUCGAGGCUUCUUCCUCCUCCUCCUGACCGCAGAGGCUAUCUAAGCCCUGACGACCCAGCAGUAUCCCCAUACAAUCUCUGGUCGGUGCGAGCACUGCGAUGGUUCGAAAUCAUCUUCCUGGUGAUCACGUUCUUGUGGUGGGUGCUGUUGCUGGUGUCGAUAUUUGUCAGUCCACCCCGAUUUAACUCGCGAGGCUCUGGAUUCUUCGACUUCUCCUUCACCUCAUUGACCAUCGGCAAUCUCCUGGUCGGUCUUAUCUUCUUCGCCGUGCCGUCAUCAGCCAUGAGCAUACUGAGCAUGUCCAUCUCGGUGCUUCUUCUGAUUGACAUGAUCAUCAUCUUGGCUGUACCUCAGAUUCGAGUCGAAGAGGGAUGGGUCGGAAUUGCUUCUGUGGUUUGGGCAGCAUUGAUUGCUUUGUACAAUGUCAUCACGAACCGAACUGUUAAAUGGGGCAAAGCUGAAGAAGAGGAACGUCUAACAGGAAGACAAGAGACAAGAAGAACGCUGAAGGAGUGGUUGGCCAUACUCCUUGCUACAGUCAUUAUGGUUCUGUAUGUCAUCAUCGUCAUCCUGCUCACGGCUGUCCUCGUCCUUCGAUCUCGAGACGCAACCCUUGCAGCUCCUGGCGAGCGAUACUUGGUUGACGGUGACAAAUAUCGAGUCCACGUCGCUUGUGAAGGCAACCAAACAUUUUACAAGGAUGGUUCGCCUAAACCUACUGUGUUGUUGGAAGGCGGCUAUAUGCCAGUAUUUGACAGCAUGGAAGAUUGGGUCUACGACGCUCGCAAGAACGGCACCAUUGACAGAUACUGCUGGUGGGAUAGACCUGGCCUAGCAUGGUCAGAGAAUGCUCCUUCUCCACAUUCUGCUGGCAUGUCAGCCGGUGCUCUUAGCGAAGCGCUCGCCAUCCGAGGGGAGGAGGGACCAUUCAUUCUGGUUGGUGCCGGUAUUGGUGGCAUCUACACACGUAUCUUCUCUGCCCGAAACGUGCGAAACAUUGCAGGUAUUAUGCUCAUCGACGCCCUUCACGAGGAUCUGCUCUACCGCGUCUCAAGCCCAGGUCGAGGUUUCGUCCUUUGGGGUAGAGGUAUCAUUUCUCCUCUCGGUCUCGAUAGACUGUCAGGUGCUCUUUUCAAACAUCGAACCAAGGAAGAUCGUGUCUACGGAAAGUCAGCCUACCAAGGUGGCAAGUUCAUCAAGAACAAGUUGCAGGAGAAUUUGGUCGCAGACUCCUUGACCAAGAGCGAAGUCAAGUCAGCCACCAAUAUUCAACAGCCUGAAGUCCCGCUGGUUGUGAUCACCAGUGGCCGUCACAUCAAGACAGAUGAUGUUUGGGAGGAAAAACAAAAAGCUUUGACAAAGAUCACAGACAACCUGCUUGGAUGGGAGAUUGUACAGAAGGCACCGUCUGAGGAAGUGUGGAGAGUUAAAGAAGGCCGUGAUGCACUGGAACACUGGCUCGGAAAGCUGUACAGCUAUCGCAUGAAGACGAAGUCGGAAGAGGAACAAUAA
Messenger RNA from Lithohypha guttulata, 1638 nucleotides. RefSeq lists its product as uncharacterized. Lineage: Eukaryota; Fungi; Ascomycota; Eurotiomycetes; Chaetothyriales; Trichomeriaceae. Bases 1 to 1638 code for a protein of 545 amino acids. The record is from RefSeq and is a predicted model, not a curated record. The transcript has 2 exons.